ACGCUGAGGGAAUUAAAUUAGUUUCCAAUUCCGCUAAAUUUUCCCUUCCCUAUCCCUAACGCGUCAGGGAAAUAUAGCUUUUAACAAGAUAUAAGGGAAGGAAAACAAAAAACGCUUCUUCGCUUUGAGCCUUACACACUGAUUUACUAUUCCAUGAUUGAACCGUGCUGCAUCUCUCUCCCAACUGAUUGUUUUUACUUUUGCUUUUUCAGUGUAAUGGGAGUAGGCAAAUUGAAGGGGGAAAACGGCACAUCAAUGGGCAUGGCGGAAAGGAGAUCGGGCGAGAAGGAAGACGAACACGAGCACGAGCAUGAGCACGAACACGAGCACGAGCAGUGCCCCUGCCCAUCCACCUCUGACGAAGAUGAUCCUGGUCUAAGACCUUCGCAAUUGUAUGGCAAAUUUACAUGGAGAAUUGAGAAUUUCUCUCAAAUUAGCAAAAGAGAGCUCCGGAGUAAUGUUUUUGAAGUUGGUGGUUAUAAAUGGUACAUUUUAGUGUAUCCCCAGGGCUGUGAUGUCUGUAAUCAUCUCUCACUUUUCCUCUGUGUUGCUGAUUAUGACAAACUCCUGCCAGGAUGGAGUCAUUUUGCACAAUUCACAAUUUCUGUUGUAAACAAAGAUCCAAAGAAAUCAAAAUACUCAGAUACAUUGCAUCGCUUUUGUAAGAAGGAACAUGACUGGGGGUGGAAAAAAUUUAUGGAGGUGUCAAAAGUUUUAGAUGGUUUUACAAUGGCUGAUACACUUGUUAUCAAGGCACAAGUUCAGGUUAUCAGGGAAAAUCCACACCGUCCUUUUCGUUGCCUUGAUUGCCAAUAUAGAAGAGAGUUAGUUCGUGUAUAUAUAACCAAUGUUGAAGCAAUUUGUAGACGGUUUGUGGAGGAGAAGCGGGAAAAGCUUGGGAAAUUGAGAGAGGACACAGCGAAAUGGUCAAGUUUUUGCACUUUUUGGUUAGCGGUUGAUGAAGAUGAGCAGCGCCGCAUGUCAAGAGAGAAAACAGAUGUCAUCCUUAAACAGGUUGUCAAGCGCUUUUUCAAUGAAAAAGAAGUUACAUCUACCUUAGUUAUGGAUGCUCUCUAUAGUGGCUACAAAGCUCUUGAGUAUCAGAGUGCAAACAAUAAGGGAAAAAGUAGAAGCAUGGACCUGGAGGAUAUAUCACCACCUGUUGUUUGUGUGGAGAAAGAUGUGUUUGUGCUGGCUGAUGAUGUGCUGUCUUUGCUUGAAAGGGCUGCAACUGAACCAUUGCCACCAUUGAAGGAUGACAAGGGCCCUCAGAAUCGUACAAAGGAUGGAGGUUCAGGUGACGAUUUCGGUAGGGAUUCUGUUGAUUGUGAUGAAAAAUGUCUCACAGAGCUAGGGAGGAGAACUGUUGAAAUGUUUGUGCUAGCACACCUCUACAGCAAUCAUGUUGAAAUGGCUUAUCAGAGAGAUGUUUCUAUAAAAAUGCAAGAAGAACUCAUUCGUGAAGAGGAGGCAGCGAGCCAUGCUGAAAUUGAACAGAGGGCAAAGCGUGAAGCAGCCGACAAAGAAAAACGAUCUAAGAAAAAACAGCAGGCAAAACAAAGGCGAAGCACCCGCAAAGAAAAAGACAGAGUGAGGAAUGAUAAUGGUGAUAUUAAUGCCCAACACCAACACCACCAAGAAAUCCUUUCUGUCAUUAGAAAUGUAGAUGCAAGCUCCUCAAAGGGGUCUCCAUUGCCUGUCCUGGAAAUAUUGGGCACUCCAGAUGAAGGUGAUUUGAGUGGAUUGGAUAAAACAGAUAAUGUCGUGGGUAUAAUUAGACUAGAAACAGAGGAUGGGGAUGUAAGCCGUGUAGAUUGGGACAGGGAUAGUUCAGAAAUGCAGCAGGAUAUGGAAGCCAGCUUCAGUGGGUCUGUCUCUGUUUCAGUAGAAAGUGUUCGAAUGGGCAGAAAACAGAGGCCUGCACUGGAUGACAGCUCAUCAACAUGCUCAACAGAUUCUCUUGCAUCUGUUGCGAUGAAUAAUGGCUCCUUCAAGGGCAAUUCUUUAUUCUCCAACAAGUGUGAAUCAUUGUCAACCAGGGGAAAAAAUAAAAGCAACAGUGAACGGUAUGACACAACUAAUGGCACCAGAGCUGGUGCUAAUGUGGCUUCAAUUUCUGCACUUGAAGUUAAUAAUAGUAUUAGUAAAUCCAACUCUAAUGAAGAGGUACUUACGUUGAAACAACGUGUGCAGUGGCUUGAGCAUAGAAUAGUGGAGAAGGAUGAUGAAAUUACACUUUUGAAAAACAAGCUUAAUUCUUACCAACAUCAGAUAGAUUGUGACAAGCCCUCUAAGCAACAAGAUAUGACUGCAAAUCACUGUCAUACAAGAAAUGCAGGGUUAUCAAGCUUGAGAAGUGUGGAUGAUGAUGAACAUAAAUCAUCUUGUGUGCAGGCAGAUGACUCAAGCUUGAAAGGUGGCAGCUCAUGUAGUCCAGGAGAGCUUCAAGUUAAAUGUUCUUUAUCAAAAGAUCUACCUGCUGAAAGUAGUAACAUGGAAGGCAGCAAUUUAACUCUUAAGAAGACUAAUACACUGACACAUUCUGUCUCAUUCAAACAGCAUUUGCAGAAGACAAUGCCACCUAAUAGUCGUAGCAGAGAAAUUGAUCAGCAUGCAAAGUGUGCCACCACUGCUCCAUUGCAAAUUGAAUCUGAUGAAAUGUUGCGGCCAUCCAGUGCUCCUUUAAUUCCGGCUGUUCCAAGAUCGAAUAUUCCUGCUGCAUUAACUUCAUCUGUGCAAUCGUUGGCACGCUCAGUUAGUGCAGCUGGAAGAUUGGAUGGCGGUGUUGAUCCAAUGCCAUCUAGCAGCUCUUCAUUAUCCCGCAGUCCUUCUGUGAGCCCAUCAUACAGGAAUGCUGCUGCUGGGAAAAUGAAAGGAACUUCAAGUGGGCAUUAUCCUCCCGUGGCAUCAAGUGUGGCACAUACUGGUGUUUGUGUCACUCAAAGUCCUCCAUCUUCGCUGUGCAUGGUGUCCUCUCCUUCAAAUCCUUAUAAAGUUCAUAUAUCUUGUCCAGAGUCAUUGGGUCGUGUAAGGGAGGAUGCAUCCUCAUCCUCAUCAACGUGUAUCCCUUCCCAUAUUUCCACACCACAGACUACUAUGUUGAAUGGAUUUACAAAAGAUCAGUCUCCAAUCUGUGGAGUUGAGAAAAGUGCAUCUCAUAUGGGAUUCACCUUUGGCACAAUUAUGCCAGAACUGCUGCAUAGAAAUCGACCUCAGGAACUACAGGAUGUUGAUGUGACAAUGUCAGGAGUAGAAGAUCAUCGCCAACAACAGCAAAGAUUCUUGGAGCACUGUGUACAUCAACAACAAAGGAAGUUACAGAGUCUUCAAAUUAAUCAAUUUCAAUCUGUGCAGGAUAAUCUUGGCAUAAGAUUUCCACAGUCAUGUCCAGACGAUCUUGCAAGCCAAGGAUUAUUCAAGAGUAUGAAUUCUCGAAAUGUAACUAGACGUGCUGGUGCUGUGAUGGGAGAAGACUUCCCACAUUUAGACAUGAUUGACUAUUUGCUUGAUGAAGAACAAAGCCGGGGUAAGGUGGCACUCAGUACUAAACUCCAAAAUCCGGGAGAGCAGAUAUUGAAUGGGCAGUUUUAUUUGCCAGGAUUCCACGGUCCCAAUAUUGAUCUUCAUAACGGCAGUGGAUUUGAUAGAUACAUGCCUGAGGAAGAUAGUACCUUGCAGAUGGCUUGCCCGUCAGAUUGGUGUAGUAGUGGACUAAGUGAGAGCAUGCAAGUGCUUCCUCCUUAUCCUCAUUCUUCACCUAGUCAGUAUUAUGAUCAGUAUAGUGGUCAACUUGAAGAAGUUCCAUCUCACAACUGGUCCAUGUAUAGUGCUGAUAUGCCUCCAAAAAGUUUCAUAAACAAUGGACAUGGUCCUAUUGCUUCUCCAAUGGGGAAUUCUAUCCAAGGGCAUCAUUACUCAGCUGAAUUUUCAAAUGGUUAUGCCUUUUAUUAGAUCCAAUAAUCGUCUUUGACAGAUUGGAUAAAUUUUCAACUUAUUUAAAUUCAUUGGUGACUACAUAUUUCUUCUUA
Messenger RNA from Cryptomeria japonica (Japanese cedar), 4028 nucleotides. Its product is annotated as TNF receptor-associated factor homolog 1a. Gene Ontology annotation, molecular function: protein binding. NCBI's taxonomy places the organism in Eukaryota, Viridiplantae, Streptophyta, Pinopsida, Cupressales, Cupressaceae. The record is from RefSeq and is a predicted model, not a curated record. The transcript is spliced from 13 exons. Bases 154 to 3951 code for a protein of 1265 amino acids.